Molecule: messenger RNA, 405 nt
Organism: Acanthoscelides obtectus
Lineage: Eukaryota; Metazoa; Arthropoda; Insecta; Coleoptera; Chrysomelidae
Source: the annotation of a GenBank genome assembly
AUGGAACUGGCCGGGCUUAGCUGUGCUACAGUCAUUGCAAAGAUUGUUAACCAAGUUUUGGCAAAAAUUUGGUGUAUAACAAUCCCAUAUUUCUUGGGGCUUUUGUCUCAGUUUGGUGAUUUAAUCUGCGGUCCCGGCAACAACGGCGGCGACGGCCUGGUGUGCGCGCGCCAUUUGAAGGUGUUCGGAUACAAGCCGGUGAUUUACUAUCCGGUACGCACCGAGAAGCAACUCUACAACAACCACUCAGUGCACGAACAUGGCGGUGCCUUUCUUGCAAAUGCUGCCCGAACUGUCGACGGUCGAAUGCACGUUCGCGCUGAUCGUCGACGCCGUGUUCGGGUUCAGCUUCAAACCGCCGGUGAAGCAGGCUAUCGAUCUCGCUUCGGGCUGGCACGUGGAUAA